AUGGUGAGGGUCCCUGCACAGGGCUCCUCUUCUGUGAUGGCUCUGCUGGUCUCACUUCCGGGAGGGAAUCAGGCCAUCACUUGGAUCCUGCCUCUGCUGAUGUCAGCUGCUUGUCUGCAAGCUGGUAACUCAGCAGGAUCCAACAGAGAAAGACCCUUUGGGGUCAACCAACCAGCACGCCUCUAUGGUGUCCAGGGCGGCUCCAUCGAGAUCCCCUUCUCCUUCUACUUCCCCUGGGAGUUGGCAGAGGAUCCACAGAUGAGGAUUCUCUGGAGAUGGAAGAACUUCCAUGGGGAAUUUAUCUACAACUCCACCCCACGUUUCAUACAUGAGCAUUUCAAGAACCGGCUCAUCCUGAACUGGACACAGCCUGAGACAUCUGGAGUCCUCAGAAUCCUGGACUUGAAGGAGAAGGACCAGACAGUGUUCUUCUGCCGAGUCCAUCUGAACACAAAAGAAGGAGUGUAUAAUAUUCAGUCGAUUCCUGGGACUCAACUGACCAUCAUCCGUGCCAUCAGGACCACCAUGCAGAGCCCCUCCAUCAUCACCUCUGCAGUCACCACAGCUGGCCUGGAGGACACAGAGGACCAGAGGAAUCCUUCACUUGUGAACCUGGGAGCCACGGUCGGGGUGGUGGUGGCCAUGGCUGUGCUCAUAACCCCCGUCUGUGUGUUGAUGGUCUUCCUCUGGUGGAAGCCAAG
Peromyscus leucopus (white-footed mouse) is the source of this 701-nucleotide messenger RNA. Its product is annotated as paired immunoglobulin-like type 2 receptor beta. The annotation marks the transcript as partial. The transcript is spliced from 4 exons. The record is from RefSeq and is a predicted model, not a curated record. Gene Ontology annotation, molecular function: MHC class I protein binding. Lineage: Eukaryota; Metazoa; Chordata; Mammalia; Rodentia; Cricetidae.